UGAAAAAGAAUUCGUAACGCUACGUUUAAUAUAGCUAAAAGCCCAAGCUAGUCUUUCUCCAGCUUUGGUUGCUGAAUUAUGACAUGAAACUGAGCAAGGCCAUUAUGGUUUGCUUUCCAAACUCUGGAAAGAUAUUUGGAGGGUCUGUAUGUUCUCUUCGAACAUUCUCGUGACAUUCGGAUUCACUUCUGUUCGCCUUGAGAUCUUUUCAUGCCUAUACAUCGCCGACGAGGUAUUGAAUACACUCAGUCACCAGGCACCUACAACAUCGCUCGUUCACAUUUGUUUACUUUUCCAACCCCCAACUCCCAAUCUAUUCAUUCACUUGGCGGCUCUCAUCCACUGCUGCCAACCUCACAUCACAAUGAUCACAUGUCAUCCAUCCUCCAUCCUCCAUCUUGUUUACAGUACUCACCCCUCUAUCCAACCUUGGCAGCCAACUCAGCAUUCCUCAGCUCCUCCCAUCUCCUCCUUGACCCCUCGCAGCCUCGGCGGGCGCCCCCCACCGUUCCCCGUUCUCCAGCCCCCGUUCCCGUCCGUCUCCGUCCUCAGCCCCGACCCCCGGUCCACCGGGGCGCCGCCAGUCUCCACAAAUCAACCGGACCCGGACCUCGCUUUGUUGAUCUCCACUUCGCCCGGUCCGGGUCCCAUGUCUGCAAGAAAAAAGGAAUUUUUGCGGGCUCCAGCUGACGCAAAAACAAAAACAAACACGGUAUGGAUCCAGCAGGAAGAAAAACGGUUAUCGCAGCCCUGUAGGUUUCGGUGAUAACAACCGGGAGAGGGAAGGGGUCCGCUAUUUUAGGCGAGA
Molecule: messenger RNA, 808 nt
Organism: Neurospora tetraspora
Lineage: Eukaryota; Fungi; Ascomycota; Sordariomycetes; Sordariales; Sordariaceae
Exons: 1
Coding region: 149-766 (205 amino acids)
Source: RefSeq, a predicted model, not a curated record